GUUACUCAGUCGUCGCUCGUCAGCUGAUCGCACGCGGGUUUCAGCUGUCUGCACCGCGGCCGUGGGUUUGUGUGUGUCGUGCACUGGAAUAUUCUAACCUCCCCUCUCUUGGAUUAUUGGUACAUCGUCGCGUUUUAAAAACAGGAAGUGCCGAGCCCAAGAGGACGAGAAGGUGGAAGUCCACUGGCCGAGCUCUCAUCACUUUGCCGGGCACAUCUUAAGUGAUCUGUUGUGUUCUCCCGAGCGGUGUGUGUACGCAAGUGAUGUUAACGUCACUGUCUAUUGUUCACCGUUCGAAAACGUCUUUGAGGUUGUGAGUACUAGUUGAAUCUUUACACUGGUUAACAGUCAUUUAUCAUUUUGGUUCUCAGUUCGCAUUGUGGAUGUAUGUGAAAUAAUAACCACGUGUGUGAAAGUGUCAAAAGAAAAAUGUGCGGGAGUGAUAUUUGGUGAUAAUGCUCUCGUAUAUGGUUCCCAGCAUCGAGGAUAAGCCUCCGCCAGCGCCCAAGAGGCUCCAGUUGGAGUUGGAGGACCACGACCGGUUGGGCUUGACUAAUGGGCACGCGCUGGUGAACGGCACGGACAUGUUGGUCACCACUUCGUCACUGCCCACGGACCCGGUGGUGGUAAAGACCGAGAAGGUGGUCAGGACCGUCACAGUGAACGGGACCAAGGGGGUGGCCAAGAGUAACACUCUCUCCACCGAGAGCUCGGCCAGCAGCCUCAGCAGCAGUGGUGUGGCAGACGUCGUGCCCACCCACAUCCACGACAAACCCAAGCCCAAGCUGAUAUCCAACGGUGGGACUAAGCACCAGUCACUCAAACGAGUGUCCUUCGGCAGCUCCAAGGGCUCCAUGGUAGAGACGCUUAUCUACGAGAGCCCUGUCCAGGAGGAGCCGGAGGUCAGCCCGACCCCUGACCCCGCUGACCCUGACUCCACCUCACAGUCAGAAAGCAAGCACCCGUCCAAAGUGCGAGUGACGUUCUUCGAACAGGAGAAGCCACUCGUAGUCAGUUCGCCCGAGCCGGAAAUCACCGAGGAGCUGGAUGCUCCGUUCGUCCUAAGCAUGACGUCCCCCAGCCCUGUUGUCGACCAUGUCGCGCCCUACCACAGACAGACCAGCACUGACAGUGGAUGGGACAACCCUUUCCGGCCAGACGGUGACCUGUCACGAGAGGCGGACGAGAUAGUGGAACUGAUAAAGGGUGGGAAGCCCAUCACGCCCACGCCAGGUAGUACGGCGCCACCCCUGCCAGCGGUGGAGAGUGAUGUGAGUGCCCAGACCGCCUCCCCCGCGAGCAGUCCUGCCCGGGGUGCCAACGGCACGGCCCCUGCCACUGCCACCGCCCCAUCUCCCGCCCCCGUCACCAACAAGCCGGGGGCGGUGGAGCUGCAGCGUGCCACAGUCGCACCCAGCGAUGCCAGCCAGGUCGAACACGUCGUACUCAAGAAGAAGCCCAAGUGCAAGUGCUGCGUGAUACAGUAACAGAGCGCUGCCAGGGAAACCCACUUAUGAGCGCGAUGGUCAGCAGAGCCUUAGGAGAGACUGCAUACCCCUCCCAAUCAGGUCACAGAACAUUCUUCUGGAACCUGAAGCUAAUAUUCAAAUAACACAUAAUAAAUUUCAGGAGAUGUUUCUAAAGCACAGGUGGUUUGAUGUUUGCUCGUACCAAUUGUCUGCCAGAUUCUAUGAAGCAUUCACAGUUUAAAUACAGAUCAAGGAAAAUCCUAAUUUAUCACUAACUGUAGAAGAGUUCUGGAGGAAUGACUCUCUUGAUUUCUAAAAACAGUAAUUCUGUAUUGCAUGUAUGGUAGGGAGCUAAAUUGGACUUGUGGCACCAAAAUUAUGACUCAACCUAAUUUCGUACCUAAGACUUUGCUGAGCCGCAAAUGACAUUUCAUAUUGUGCUAACCAUAAAAAUGGUCACUAAUUUGAAAGGACUUGUGAUGACGUUCAACAAAAUCCUCUGGAGCUGACGGACACCAAGUACCGAAACUAGUCAAUUGACAGUGAGACGUGUCAUAAGUGUGUGUUUUCCGCUGACUCUUCAACAGGACUCUGUAUAAGGCUGAUAGCUGCUUGACUGCGCUCUACUCUAGGCCUAGUUCAGUAGUGUAUGUGCAGUGAUUUCACAUGUCUAUGUGUUCAAUAUAUUUUCUACAGCGUACACCAUUGUAUGCGACGUUUCUGUGCCGUAGUUGGUUUCAAAAAGCCCACCUCUGUAAGUCAUGCAGGCCAGUCAAUUAUUGUUUUGCUGAGGAAAUGGUUGCAGAAGGUACUGUUCGUUUUUUAUAUUAUUAAAUGCAAUCAAUGGCACAAUAGAGUAUAAGUACGUUAACACGUACAAAUUUUCUUGCUACAGAAUUCCAGUCAAAAGUUUUGCGUUUCCCAAAUUGCAGAUUGUGAGUUUAAAUUCAACCUUAUUACAUUUGGCGUAGGUUUGACUGCUUAGAAAGUAAUGUAAAAUUAAAUUGUAUGGACUAAAUCAAAGUGUCAUUACAUUGCUUUAAAAAUUUAUAGUUCAAUAAUUUUUCUACCUAAACAAAGAAUUGUUUUCCAAAUUUACUAGUUCUCAGGCAGUGCCAAAAUGUUCAGCUCUUAAACCUGAAAUUUAUAAUUAAAUCAAAAAGUGACAACAAUUUAUGGUUCUAAAAUUUCUAUUGUUAGUAAAAAAUGUGUUUUUGAGUUAAUGUAUACAAAAAAGGUAAAAGAAAUGUGAUAAUAAAUAGUGGUGAACACCAAGCCUAAUGUGAUGUGACAUGUGAUAUGGGCCGGUAGCUGUUACGCUUGCUUUCCCCCCACACUGCACAUAUCUUAGUGCAUCUCCUGCAUUCUGAUGCAUUUAGUCUGUCAACGGCUAUGUUUGUUAUAGAUUAUGUUUAGUACCGCCUAAGUAAAUGUAUUUAACAUUUAUAUUGUUGAUCAAUCAUUACCAUUUAGCCUUUUUAUAUUUUUUAAGGUGAUGUAAGUAAGUGUGCUCGCUCGCGCUGUAAGUAGCAAACCUAGGGACUGUAUAUUUUUAAUACAGUUGAAUGUAAGUAAACAGCCUUAUCCCAGUAUUAUUUUCUAUUUUUCAUCAAGGUCUAAUAUUUCGAUUUUUGUUCGAGUACCUCAAAGGUUGGCAAAAUUUUAUAAUUACUUUUCUUUGCAUUGAAUUUAAUAAUUUAUUUUAUGAUGUAUUUAUGUUACUUGUUACGUGUUGAGAUUUUAUUUACUAAUGUUUCCUGGUAAAAAAAAUAUAUGUACAAUACUAACUUCAAGGCAACUAUGAUCGGAGAAAAUGUUUUAUUUGUAAAAUAAAAUAGAAAUAUAUAUAUAAAUUGUGUAUAUAUUGUAUGUAAUCCUACCCUAUACAAAGUAAUUAGUUUGUUUAUUAUUUAUUGAAAAAAAUAAACGACCACACAAAAUGUUCAUAAUAUACUAUUUUAAUUUUUGUUAUUACCUUUGAUUUUUCAAGGAUGUUGAUUGUAUAUAUUUUAAAAGAUGAUUGUGUCAAUGCCUAUUAUUACAGUUAUAAUUGUAUUAUCUAUUGCUAGAUUAUUCUUUAUAUUGACUAAUACUUGUGGUUAUGUUCGACAGAUUCUUGUGAAUCACUAUGGUGCGUAACAUAUUAUUCUCCUAGCAUUAUUUUAUAUUAUGUGUAAAUAGUAAAAAAACUUAUUCAAAUACCAUCA
Molecule: messenger RNA, 3676 nt
Organism: Homalodisca vitripennis (glassy-winged sharpshooter)
Lineage: Eukaryota; Metazoa; Arthropoda; Insecta; Hemiptera; Cicadellidae
Product: flocculation protein FLO11
Exons: 5
Coding region: 456-1487 (343 amino acids)
Source: RefSeq, a predicted model, not a curated record